UGUUCCCCUCUUCCUCCCCAGCGUUUUCCCCUCUGUCUCUGGGAAAUCAGCAGUUUAAGGGGGGAAAACAAGAGCGUGGAGCCAAGAAACAGGUCUGACCUCAGUUACUGGAAUUAAGCAAGGUGCUGUUUUAAAGAGUUUCUAAAGUGUGGGUGGCUAAGACAACAUGAACGCCACUGAACCAGGGUCCAACUUCAUCUUUAACACAGAAAAUGUCACUCUAUCCAACCUUACAACCACCAACACUUCUCCCACCAUCUCACAGCCCCCAUCCUAUUCUUCAGAUGACUACGACCCAGAAUUCACCAUCAUGGUGGUGCUGGGUUUAUCGCUGCUGCUGGCAGGAUUAGCAGCAUUUCUGGCAGUGUGCCGGCCCUCAGAACAGGAUGGGGACUCAGAGGCGAGCUGUGGCCCAGGGGAGAGCUUGACCCAUGGAAGAAGCCGGUCCAGUGAGCCCCAGCUCAAGGUGUGGAAGAGACUGGGGUCCUAUCGUCGUUCAUACAACCUCUCCUUCAGACGACCGCCCCAUCGUAGGCCGCAUGAGCGAGAGAUCACACAUGUGUCCCAGUCACUAGCUCAACAGACACCACAGCCAGAAGCCAGUACGGAGCCUCACCUUACUAUGCCAUGUCUAUUUGACUAUGUCACGGAAAUCUGACUUGAGGACAGGCUAAGGGCUGAUGACUGCUCCUCAAAACAAGUGAUACAGGUGGAUAAAGUGGAUGAGGUUUGCAACAAAACAAAUGUUUAAAAAUUGGGCAAUCAAAAAGCCAUUGCAGCGCAUUUCUUGUGACUGAAGAUUUCACCCUUUUUAGCAGGUAACAUUGUUGUGCAUGGAUGUUCUUUUUCAGCACUGCUCUGCACUAUUUUCACUAGAGAGAAAACUGAUCUAAUCCAACAACAACUCAAUUUGAUUGCAAUUAUCUCAGUAAAGAUUUGAUGCAUCAUCAGAUUUGACAUUCUAGAAUAAAUUGAAUUUGAUUUGAUUAUAUACUCAUUUUUCCAAGGGAAAUCAAACAGAUGCAGUGAAUAAUAAUUCAACAUAGAAACCCCACAGCAAGGUAAAUAAAUUUAGUCUUAAAAAUGUUCUUCCAUCACAUUCGUGGUGUGGGGAUGAGUAUGAUUUACACACCCCAUGGAUCUGGUAAUUCAUGUAUAUUAAGACAUUAUUUUAUCAAAACAUAAUGACUUACCAAUGCUGACAAGACAAAUGAACCCAGAGCCAAAAAGAGACCACUCUGUAACUGAUUGUGUUUUGUAAUUGUUUACAAAAUAAAAUUACUUUUUAAGUUUGA
This is a messenger RNA of Larimichthys crocea (large yellow croaker), 1295 nucleotides long. RefSeq lists its product as uncharacterized. The record is from RefSeq and is a predicted model, not a curated record. NCBI's taxonomy places the organism in Eukaryota, Metazoa, Chordata, Actinopteri, Sciaenidae. The transcript has 2 exons. Bases 167 to 658 code for a protein of 163 amino acids.